ACACUGGAGGAAUAUUCAGGUUAUUCUACUUCCAGAUGUCCAUCACAUGGUGUGUGUGUGUGUGUGUGUGUGUGUGUUUGAGAUACCUACAUAAUUACAGGGAGGUUCAUUUCACUUUUGAUAACGAAGACAACACAGCUUUCGACAAACCCAGAGAACUCGAGCAUCUGAGCAUCAUGGCCGCCACUGUGGUUAUCCAGCAGCAGCCGAGGGCAGUGCCGAUGGUCACAGCGUGGAGUUCAGGACUGUGCCACUGCUGCCAGGACAUGGAAUCAUGCUGUUGUGCGUUCUGGUGUUUUCCCUGCUUCACCUGCAGAACCUCGUCUCAGUUUGGCGAGAGUUUUUGUCUCCCUCUGGUGGAUCUUCUUGGUCCUGCAUUAGUGGCUAUUACAGGCGUAGGGGUGUGUAUUCCUCCUGUCACUCUGUCUAUGAGGGUGGCCAUACGGUACAAGUACGAGAUUCCGGGCAGUUUGUGUGAAGACAUUCUGGUCUCCUGUUUCUGCAUCUGUUGCUCGUGGUGUCAGAUGAACCGGGAGAUCUUACACCGGAAACGGACAGAGGCGGUGUUCAACGGGCAGCAAGUGCCCUUCACCACCGUCACCACCACCGUGCCUACAAUAGUGACUUAGUCGUGAAUUUAUGUCUUUCUGUUUUACAGACACAGAACAACUUUUAAUAAUACAGAUUCGGUUUUUUUGUUUGUUUGUUUGUUUUUAGAUUUAAAUCAUAUUUUUUUCAGACUUGAUGAGAAACUAAUUAAAAAUUGGGAAAAUCCUGAUAUUAGUGGAAUUUAGAUAGAUAGAUAGAUAGAUAGAUAGAUAGAUAGAUAGAUAGAUAGAUAGAUAGUUUCUUUAUUGUCAUUACACAGAGUACAAACAAUUUUAAUUUUUAAUAAACAGUCAUGAAGAGGACAAAUUUUUGUAAAUAUAAAAAGACAGAACAGAUCAUCCACAACGGUAUGUAGAUAAUUUACUGAACAAUAAAAUGAACGUAAAAUAAAGGAUAAUGAGUAAGUUUCUAUUACAACAUCUAUGUAUUUAGUUAUAUAUAUAUAAAUAUAUACACGCUUAACAUGGUUCUUUAGGGAUUGAAUGUAAAAACUUAUAUUUUAUUAAUAAUUCAUUAAUAAUGAUCAUUGUUUUUUUUGUUUUUUUUUUCUUCAAUGCAAAUCAGUUUGGACCCCAACACUGCUGCAGCUCAUAAAUAAAGAUGAUUCGUGUCUAUUAUUAAUUGUGUCUGUCUCACUUCCUCCCUGUCUGUCUCUCUGAAGUCCAGACUGUGUGCAUGGUGAUGAUUAAGCUCUUCCUGGAUUGUUUCCUGGAAUCAUUAAACUUUCCGCUAAUCGGC
This is a messenger RNA of Tachysurus vachellii, 1347 nucleotides long. RefSeq names its product placenta-specific gene 8 protein-like. The transcript has 4 exons. NCBI's taxonomy places the organism in Eukaryota, Metazoa, Chordata, Actinopteri, Siluriformes, Bagridae. The record is from RefSeq and is a predicted model, not a curated record. Bases 36 to 629 code for a protein of 197 amino acids.